CGCGAUGGGCGGGAUCAAACGGGACGACACGCAAACAUGGCGGCGUCUACAGAAGAUGAUUUUGAGUUUAAUACUCAGGACUACUAUUCUCUGCUCAACGUGAGGAAAGAGGCUACAGUGGAGGAGCUGAAGGCGUCGUAUCGGCGGCUGUGCAUGCUGUAUCAUCCUGACAAACAUCGAGACCCUGAGCUGAAAAGACAAGCCGAGCAACUUUUCAAUCAGGUUCACCAGGCCUACGAAGUGCUGAGUGACGCUCACUCCCGAGCCAUCUAUGACAUCUUUGGGAACAAAGGGCUGGAGGUGGAAGGCUGGGAGGUGGUGGAGAGGAAGAGAACACCUGUUGAAAUCCGAGAGGAAUAUGAAAGGCUUCAGAGAGAAAAAGAAGAGAGAAGACUGCAGCAAAGAACGAAUCCCAAGGGCACAAUCAGCGUCGGUGUGGAUGCGACGGACUUGUUCGAUCGCUAUGACGACGACUUUGAGGAGAUGCCUGGCGGAGGCUUUCCUCACAUAGAAAUUAACAGGAUGCACAUUUCCCAGUCUAUAGAGGCUCCUCUGACCAACACCGACACGGCAAUGCUGUCCGGGUCACUCUCCACGCACAACGGGAGCGGAGGGGGCAACAUCAACGUGACUGUACGCAGAGUCACAUCAGCUAAAGGCUGGGGAGAGGUGGAGUUUGGCGCUGGAGACACGCUGGGGCCACUCAUUGGCUUGAAGGUGUUUCGUAAUAUCACGCCGCGGUGUUUUCUCACAGCCCAGUGCGGUGUGCAGUUCUCGCCCCGAGGCCUGCGGCCGAGCUGUUCUCUGAUGACGGCGCGCCACCUGGACCAGAACACCAUGGGCUACCUUCAGUGGCGCUGGGGGCCCAAUAGCGCCAUGACAACCAGCCUGGUGCGGGACACCAAGAGUAGCCACUUUACUUUAGCUCUGCAGCUGGGUGUGCCUCAUUCCUACCUGAUGAUGAGCUACCAGUACAAGUUCCAGGACGAGGACCAGACCAAAGUGAAAGGCUCCGUAAAGACAGGCUGGUUCGGCACGGUGGUGGAGUACGGAGCGGAGAGGAAGAUCAGCCGCCACAGUGUUUUGUCGGCCACGGUCAGCAUCGGGGUCCCGCAGGGAGUCACACUCAAGAUUAAGCUGUCGCGUGCCAGUCAGACGUACCUGUUCCCGGUCCACCUGACAGACCAGCUGUUGCCUAGCGCCGUCUUCUACGCCACCGUCGGACCCCUCCUGGCCUACGUCGCCGUCCACAGACUAAUUAUAAUCCCGUACACGAAAGCGCAGAAGGAGCAAGAGCUGGAGUUGCAGAGGAAGAGCUCCGCCACAGACAUCGCCAAGAAGAAGCAGGAGGCUGAGACCGCUGUUCUGCUGAUGCAGGAGUCUGUGAGGAGAAUCAUAGAAGCAGAAGAAUCCAAGAUGGGCCUGAUCAUCCUCAACGGCUGGUACGGGAAGUUUGUGUCGGACACCAGCCAGAAGCAGGAGAAAGCCAAGGUGAUUGACGUCACCGUGCCGCUGCAGUGCCUGGUCAAAGACUCCAAGCUCAUCCUCACCGAGGCAUCUAAGGCGGGGCUGCCAGGCUUUUACGACCCCUGCGUGGGAGAGGAGAAGAGUCUGAAAUUACUGUACCAGUUCAGAGGGGUCAUGCAUCAAGUCAUCUCCGCAGACACGGAGCCACUACGGAUACCCAAGCAAUCUCACAGAACUGAGUCUGAAUCCUAGGAGUCCUCUGCUGUUGACGUAGGAGGAUGGAACAGACUGUGUACGCGGAAGAACCCAAGAGUAGAAGGGAUAGAUUUUUUUCUAAAAAUCUGUUCGUUUCCCUCCUCUAGCUCUCCUCUGUCAUAAUAUUAGUGAAUCUAAUUCACAAGUCUGUGCUCCUUCCUUCUUUUAAACUCCAGUUUUUUUUGUUGUUUUUUUUUUGGGGUGAAAUCAGCACCGGGUUUCCCCUGUUGGCUACACCCGAUACACCGGGUCGCAUAUCGGUACGCUGCAGGAUAGCUGACACCGGCCCAAAGUAGUUUUGUAAGACAAAAGGACUGAUUAUUACAGCCAGCCGGAUGGUGAUUUCCCUCAGUAGUGAAUGAAAUGUCUGCAGUUUCUCACAUAUGUGUUUGUCUGGUGUGAAGGAGCUGUAAUUUGGCCUCGUAUAUAAUCUUCACUUGUCGUGAAACUGUUUGGGUCAACUAUGCAGGACGGUGCCUCGGUAACCUUGAGGCCAACCAGGACUUCGCUCCCGUUUUUAGAUCACACUCAAAAAAGGUCAGCCUUUCUAAUUUGGGAGACAUUUUACUCCAGCGUUUGCUGCUCGAUGAGAUGCCAAGUGUAAACUGGUUCUCAAAACGUGAAGGUUUGGAAAGGAGAGGAAAAGGACUGCCUGUUAUUACAGAAAAACUUAAGACUUUUCCUCGCGGAUUUCUAACACUCCACGCUGCAGUUGAAAGGCAGAAAUCUUGCUCGGAUUUGAUUUGCGUCAGUGUUCAUCGAUCAACUCUGCAGCCGCAGGAAUAAAAAAACAAAAAACAAAACUGUGCUUUCUAGAAAGCCUGAAGUUAAUACCAAUUCAUGCCCAUGUUUGGUGUAUGUAAACUUCUGACCAGCACUGCAGAAUGCUGCACGUAGAGAGAUGCAGCUUCUUUACUGCUAAACCAGCUGCUGCGUCGGAGCGUUGCGGAGGCCACUUUGUUUAUUUGUUUAUUUUUGGGACCGUGUGUGUGGAGGAGUCGCAGAGAGAGGGGUCUUACUGGAGUCUUUUAGUGGCUAAUUCACACACUAAUUAACAUCUGCUGUAACUAGUUUUCUCUGCAGAGUGGUACACGAUACACUGAACCGCUGAUGAAUGGGCAAACAUUGUAACACUUAAAUCCCUAAGUUUUUAAUUUCCACAGCACAAUAAAGCUCCCGUUUAAGUCCAUUAAAUUAGAUUUUACUCCCUGUCUGAUUGGUGCAUCUGUUGGUAGAUGGAUUGUGCAAUAACAAAGAGGUUGUUACUUCUUAGGUUUUUUUUUUUUUUUUGGAAGAGGGUGUCUGUGUAAUGAACUACGGGGAACCCUAAACUUUAUUAAAACCAUUAAAAUGGUAUACAAGAGGAAUUUUAUUGAGUAUGGUAUAUAUAAAAGGUUAGAUUUUGCACAAAAUGUAUGGUAAUCAGGCAUUUUGUUCAAAUGGUGCUGAAGACCUUAAUUGUAGCUGUACACUUUUACUGAAAUGCAUCAAACAAGUUAAAAACACGUGUUCAGAUCAAUCCGCAAGCCGUUUUGCACUGUUACCGUUGUGUGUUUGUCCCCUUUUGUUGUUUAGGUGUAAAGUAAAAAGGUUUGGUCUGGUCAUUUGUUCAUUUCUGCCAUCGUAAAGGGUGAGCGGAGAGUGCUUUGCUGAUUUUACAUUCCAGCCUGCGAGCCAAACGGACCGGUGUAAAUGUUCUGUAUGUUUGAAAGGAAGAUGUGUGUUCUGUCCUGUAUAGUUAAUAAACAUGGAAUAA
Molecule: messenger RNA, 3478 nt
Organism: Poecilia reticulata (guppy)
Lineage: Eukaryota; Metazoa; Chordata; Actinopteri; Cyprinodontiformes; Poeciliidae
Gene: dnajc11b
Product: DnaJ (Hsp40) homolog, subfamily C, member 11b
Biological process (GO): cristae formation
Source: RefSeq, a predicted model, not a curated record